Molecule: messenger RNA, 1227 nt
Organism: Eimeria mitis
Lineage: Eukaryota; Apicomplexa; Conoidasida; Eucoccidiorida; Eimeriidae
Exons: 2
Coding region: 1-1227 (408 amino acids)
Source: RefSeq, a predicted model, not a curated record
AUGUUGGAGUUGAUCAAGGAGAUGAAAGAAGAUAACCGUACUAGAAACGAGGAAUUAGUGUUGAUACAUCGGCAGGCGACUGAUAAAACCGAUGAACUAUUGAGACUACAUCGCCAGGCUAACGAGGAAGGCAGAGCCCAUCCGGAAGGCCGAAGUAACUCCCCUAGAGAUCGCAUCAGGCGGAAAGGGAUCAGCGCAUCCGAAGACGGAACCAAUAUAAGAUCAUUCCUGGGCGUGGUGGAACAGGAAUUCAGGGAAUCGGAGGUAUCGAUGGAAGAAUGGGGAGGUCUAUUAGGAAAAUACCUGUCCGGCAAGGCCAUGACGUUCUUGGAAUUCCUGAAACAGUGGGGAGUAGAUAUGACGGAUUGGAAACAGGUACGAGACAGGCUGUGCGAGAGGUUCUGGUCGCCGUCGCGUGAGAAGAUGAUACAUUUACUAGCCGAGAAUCAUUGGACGGGGGAUUACAAUGAGUACAUCAAUCGUUUCACGGAAGUGGUGGCACAGGGUGAACGAGUACCCGCAGAGGAACUAGUGACGUGGUUCUUCACACUUCUACCACCAGAUAUAGGUGAGAGAAUCACUUGCGAGGGAACUGGGGAGUUUCACGAUUGGCAAGAGGCAGCGACGGCCUUGCGCAGCUGGGCUAUACCGCUAGAGGCGUGGCGCGCUAGGAGGAUACGAACGGACUCCGACCGGUCGACAAGACGGGUGGAACACGACAACGACGCGGGCAGAUGUAGUUGCGGGAGGCAAACGAUUAAACGACCAGGCCUAGGCGUGAAGGGAGACGCACGCACUAGGCCGAAGCGACAGACAGGUGGCCAGAGGGACCAGGACGAGACUGGACCUGAUGGCACCGCAGUCUCCCCCAACUGGAGACAGGACGAGACAGGGCGUGGAGCAGCGUCGAGGUUAGAAGGCGAGAGCAGCGAGAAGGAACGAGAUCGAAGCCGAGCGCACCCUCGGAUACGAGUGAGACUGACGGACGUGAAGACCGAAUUACACACACAAAGACACGUGCUGGUAGUUAGAGAUAGCGUAAAAACGGGUAACGGACGCGAUGUGGACGGAAGCGGAAUGGCGAAAACAAGCGGAACAGAUUCGGACAAUCGCGAAGAAAGAGGCGAGAAGACCGCGUGUGGCGAAACCAAUCACGGUAACGGAACAGAACCCACAGAGGAGCUAGAAACAAAGGAGGCGACGAAAAUACGGAAGGAGACCAGGUGA